Molecule: messenger RNA, 2181 nt
Organism: Adineta ricciae
Lineage: Eukaryota; Metazoa; Rotifera; Eurotatoria; Adinetida; Adinetidae
Source: the annotation of a GenBank genome assembly
AUGAUCAGUCGGUUUUUAUUCAAAUCGACCUCCAUUCUAUGUCGUUCUUGUCAACAACGACUAACAACUUGUUCCAGUUCCCCUUAUUUAUAUCAAACGCGCAGAAAUCUUGCUAGUCUCUUCUCUAAAACAUCACCUCAUACAUCUUUCAAUGCUCGACGUUUUCUUUCGAAAUCAACGAAAACGAAUAAGAAAUAUCAACCGGUAUCUUAUGGCCCAAAAAGUAAACGACCCAUUAUAGAAGUCUAUCAUAAAAUGACAAUCAAAGCGCUUGCACAAGCGAUGAGUAUUAACGUUGAUCAUAUUUAUGAUUGUCUAAUUCAUAUAAAAAACGGUGAUCAAUAUUCAUCGGAUAAUCAAGAAAUUGACGAUUUCAAUAUUAUUGUCGAAGUUGUACAUCUAUGUGGUGGAAAACAUCGACUUAUACCAUCGCCGUUUGCCAACGAUAAGAAAAAACCAGUCACAAAUGUUGUCAAAUUUGUUCGCACACCGAUGCCAUCGCCAGACAAGUUAAAACCUCGACCACCGGUGGUUACCAUUAUGGGCCAUGUCGAUCACGGAAAAACAAGUCUUCUAGAUGCAUUAAGAAAUAGUAAUAUUGUUUCAGGUGAAUUCGGAGGUAUAACACAACAUAUCGGUGCUUUUAUUGUACCUGUUUCGAAAUCGAUGACUAUUACGUUUAUUGAUACGCCUGGACAUUUGGCAUUCGCUGAAAUGCGUGCUCGAGGUGCUCAAGUAACGGAUAUUGUUGUUCUUGUUGUUGCCGCAGAUGAUGGCGUUAUGCCUCAAACAUUGGAAAGUAUUGCUCAUGCGAACAGAGCCAAAGUUCCAAUUGUUGUUGCGAUCAAUAAAAUUGACAAAGCUGAUUCAAAUAUUAAACGAACGGAAAGUAUGCUUGCUGAACAUGGAGUACAAUUAGAAUCAAUUGGUGGAGACGUUGUCGGUGUGCCUAUAUCUGCAUUGAAAAAUAUUAACAUCGAUAAACUGUUGGAAUCGAUCUUAGCUGUUGCUGAACUACAACAAUUGCAUGGUGAUCCAAAUGGACCAGUUGAAGGUACUAUACUCGAAUCUAAACAUGAAGAAGACACGGCAGGAGACGACAAUACAUUCGAUAACAAUCAACGGAAGGGAAAUCUGGCGACUGUUCUCGUCCAACGUGGUGUGUUGAAAAAAGGAACCAUUCUAUUGGCUGGUCAAAGUGUUGCACGAGUUCGUGCUCUAUACAAUGAACGUGGUAUUCAAAUUGAACGAGCCACCCUGAGCAUGCCUGUGCAAGUAACUGGUUGGAAAACAUUGCCGAAUGCCGGUGAGGAAGUAUUCGAAAUUGACAGCGAAAAUCUCGCCAAUCGAAUUGCUACUCAACGUAAAGCAGAUGAAACUGCUAAAAAAAUGGAAGUCGAUGCUGUUGUUGUAACGCAAAAACAUGAAGAACAUCUACAAAAAUAUCGAGCAGAACUUCAACGCCGUCGAGAAUUAGGUAUCAUAUUCCGUAAACGUGAUAAAGGUUCAGGUCAACAUAUAGAAGAUAAAGAAGAAAAACUUAAAUAUUCAAUAUUACUUAAAACGGAUGUUUAUGGUACUUUGGAGGCAUUGACAAAAAUUAUCAAUAUGUAUAAUGAUACUCGAUGUCCUUUGGAUGUCAUCGAUGCUGCUGUUGGUCCUGUAAAUGAAGAUGAUAUAGAAGCAGCUCAACUGUUCAAUGCAACAAUCUACGCAUUUAAUACGAACAUAAAUCAAACCAUAGCACUCGAUGCUAGUCGAAAACAUGUUCCAAUUCGAACAUUUAAUGUUAUUUAUCAUAUGUUGAAUGAUAUAAAACAUGAGUUAACAAAACGUAUACCUUCAACUGAAGAAGAUGUCCAAACUGGUUGUGGAGAUGUGUUACAAACAUUUGAAAUAACUGAACGGAAUAAAAAGAUUCCUGUCGCUGGUUGCCGUGUCACAGAUGGUUUCUUCGAAAAGAAACAACUAUUUAAACUUAUCCGCAACGGACAAGUUAUUCACCGAGAUACUUUAUCCUCAUUGAAACAUGUACGCGAUGAUGUUCAGUCGAUAAAAAAAGGUGUUGAAUGUGGUCUAUCGUUCACAAAUCAUGAUAUUAAAUUUCAAAAAGGUGAUCAGAUCGUUUGUUAUACUGUACGACAAGUGACACAGGAAGCGAAAUGGGACUUUGGUUUUUAG